Molecule: messenger RNA, 1385 nt
Organism: Hibiscus syriacus
Lineage: Eukaryota; Viridiplantae; Streptophyta; Magnoliopsida; Malvales; Malvaceae
Product: BRI1 kinase inhibitor 1-like
Exons: 1
Coding region: 400-1332 (310 amino acids)
Cellular component (GO): plasma membrane
Molecular function (GO): kinase inhibitor activity
Source: RefSeq, a predicted model, not a curated record
UUUUUUGCCCUCCUCCGUCGUAUUCACGGAACAACUCACAUAUGGAGAAUAAAACUUUUUGCUUUGCCAUUCCAUCAGCCUGUUGUGGGCAAAUUUGGAUGUUUGUGAUCUAAAUUUCUUUGUAUCAGUUGUUGGAUUUGACAAGGACCCACCAACCCUUUUCUAUGCUUAAUAUGCUAAAUAUUUCAAUCUCACCUCAUCUUCAACACCCUUCUUUCUAUCUAUUGAAUAAUGCAUAAAAGUAACCAAAAUAUGUCCCAUUUACAAACACACUCUCUCUCUCCUCAUUGCCUCCUAAUCUCCUUAUUCCACACCCUCUCUCCCACUCUCAUCAGGGAAAACAAUUCAUUUUAUUUCAGAUACUGAAUCAGAUAUUGUGGAGUUUGCUUAAUUAGAAUCAUGAAUGGUUAUCAGCAGCAAAAAACUAGGGAGGAAGUUGCAGAAAUAAAGCAAGAAGAAGGGUCAGCAGAUAAGCAAUGCCCAGCUUCACCUCCUUCAGCAUCUUCAUCCCCUUCUCAUGAAUUCUCCUUCACAGUCGUCUCUCUCCAUUCUUCCUCCAACGCUGUCCCUGGUAAAACCAAAACCCCACCUUCAAUGGCUAUCGAUUUGUCACCAGCAGAUGACAUUUUCUUUCAUGGUCAUUUGCUCCCUCUCCACCUCCUUUCUCAGCUCCCCGUGUCUCCACGUUUCUCUACGAAUUCAUUGGAUGGAUGCAACGUUCCCGUGAGAGAGUUAUUGGAUGAUCCGAAACCUGAUAAACUCAGCAGCACCAAUUGUAGAAGCAAAAGUGACAGCAAUAUCAGAAGCAGCAACAAGAACCAUGGGAAUGGAAAAGUUGGUAACUUUAAUCAAAGCCACGACGUUGAAGCCAAAGGAAGGCCGAAGUCCAAGUCUUUCUCCUUACCCCGUUUAACAAGGUGGCACCACCACAAAGGGCGUGGCGUUAGAGAAACAGAAGAAAAAGAGAAGCACAAGACAAAGAUGAGAUUCGACUUGAGACAUGUUUUGAAGAGGUACGUGAGGCUGGUUCGGCCGUUGUUAUUCUUCAGAGGAAGGAGAGAGAACCGCCAUCUCCAUAGGCAAUCUCACUCAUUUUCAGGCAAUUUAAGUUCGAGAAACAAAGACAAGGAGUUGAGAGCAAGGAGAGGAGAUUACUGUUCAGCGCCGGCUUCGAUGAGGACAUCGCCCACGAACAGUGGUCUUCUUGUUGCAACCACGGGCUACUCUUCUUCAUCCAGUGGCAGCACCAUGGAAGAGUUACAGGCUGCAAUUCAAGCUGCCAUUGCUCAUUGCAAGAAUUCCAUUAAAGGGGAAGACAAAUUUAACUGCUAGGCUAGUUUCAGUUUUGUUCUUUUCAUAUUUAUUAACCUCUAUAGAUUAUUUUU